This is a messenger RNA of Cyclospora cayetanensis, 2418 nucleotides long. RefSeq lists its product as uncharacterized. The transcript has 8 exons. The record is from RefSeq and is a predicted model, not a curated record. Lineage: Eukaryota; Apicomplexa; Conoidasida; Eucoccidiorida; Eimeriidae. Gene Ontology annotation, biological process: protein N-linked glycosylation; N-acetylglucosamine metabolic process. Bases 1 to 2418 code for a protein of 805 amino acids. Gene Ontology annotation, molecular function: beta-1,4-mannosylglycoprotein 4-beta-N-acetylglucosaminyltransferase activity. Gene Ontology annotation, cellular component: membrane.
AUGCGGUGGCGCGGUGUAUUGCUGCUUCUUCCACUGUUAGUGUUGCUCCAGUUUCUGUUGCGGCUGUUUUUGAUCCACCUGAGCUCGCCCAAGGAGUACAGCUUGAAAAACCGUUUCCUAGAUACGGGGUACGGCUUGUUUCGGUACGAAGUUGACGAUGACCUGUGCACUACGCCUGAGAGCGGGGAGCUUGUUCGGCCUCCGUCAUUGGUGCUGCAGCAAGCAGACGCGCUCCUGCAGAACCACCCGCAGCUAGCCAAUGUGAUCGGCGGGGGGGGAGGCAAAAGGGUCGUUGGCGCGCCUCCGCACUCAGUCCAUUGGGUGUUUCGCUUUGCUCGAAGCACCGCUCGGGAGCGGCUGGAGCUGCGACAGCACCUCCUCCGGCUAGAGGACACGCCGUUUUACCUCGAAAGUAGCGACUCUGGCAGUGGGUUCGCGGCUACGCCAGCGCUCGACUUAUCCCCCGAACUUUCCACCGCAGCGUUCCUCUAUGCAACAUGUAAGCAGCGGCACAAGGCUGCGUUCGCCUCCUCGAAAGAAACGCCCCCGCAGGCGUACCGUCUCGAAACGCAGAUGUUUCUGCCGAGUAGAUUUCUCGGAGACGUGCAGCGACUCUGCGGGAACUUCCGCAGAGAAGCCGAAGAGGAGUCGGCCGCUUCGCACGGCGACGCAGCUUGCACGCCUUCCUUAGAGACUGCGCUGCAGCUCGUGCCUCUGCGACUGCACCGAUGGUGGGGCAAAGUGCGCUGGCAGUACCACAUGAGCGAAUUCGCAAGAAAGCCGCUGACUGUGUGGUGGCCGCUCAAUCCGUAUAUGCACAUGUUGUAUCGCCAAGACAUGUACGCUAUGUUAGCGCUCAUGAGCCCCUACCUUGAGCUGGAGCCGCUCGUUGCCAUCGACUCUUCCUGCCGUCCUCCAGACUCCUAUUGGGUAGUGCCGCUGCCUCGCGAGCAGUGGAAACUGCGAUUCGGGGAGAGCGUUCCCCACCGACGGGAGUCGGCAGAAGGCGCAACGCCGUCUGUUUGCGAGGGCGCUGCUCCUGAGGGGCCCUUCGACCUUGACGGGGGGAAACAAUCUCCGAGAGGCGCUCGCAGCAGCUCCCGCCAACCGCUUGCGCCUUCCAGUCCCCUGUCGAAUCCCACCGACCAUAACAACUAUGUGCCUGCAGAGGAGUACUGCAGGCGAGCGCGCGAAGUGCACUACGGAUUCUUCACGGGAGAGCCGAGAUCCAAGCCCAUCAAAAUCGUGGAUGCCGUGAUCCUAGGCUAUGACCUAGACCUCUUGGAAAUUCGCUGGCACGAGCUGUAUCAUUCUGUUGAUUAUUUCGUCGUUGCGGAGGCCCACCAUCACACGUUGGGGGUGUUUCAGAAGCCUCUGUUUUUCGACAGAAACAAGGAUCGCUAUGCAGCGUUUUCCGACAAGAUCAUUCAUCUGGUGCAGCCCUUCGAGGCGUCUCUCCCCGUGGCACAGCGCUGCAGUCGGCGGCUUCUGGGAGAUGAGGACAAGUGCUGGGAAUACGAGAUGUUUCAACGUGACUCGAUGCUGCACAUGCUUGCGCAAAUCAAUGCCGGCGUGAACAACUACGGCAAUGCGCAUAUCGCACCAGGAUUUCUUGAAGACACCGACCUCGUGCUUGUCAGCGACGUCGAUGAGAUAGUCAUGGGCGAUCGGCUGCGUCACUUGAAAUACUGCGAAACCUUCCCGCAACGGCAGUUUGGCUGGGUCGUCGUGCACUAUCCUGGCCGGGUGGAUGCGAUGGCUCUCAAAGACUUUCAAGUCAUGUCGAGGAUCAGCGAAACGCCUUUUCCUAACGCCAUCGGUCCUCUCGUUGACGCAGUCCCAUACAAGUCGCUUCGGCCCCUCGAGAAAAAGACCGACUUUGUGUAUACUGAGCACGCAUACGUGCGGCAUUGCCAAUCGGAUCUGAAUCCCCAGUUGUACUUGUAUGGAGGAUGGCAUCUUUCAGACACGUCCUAUCUUCCGUUUCUGUACGCCAAGGUCCCCUCGGACGACCUCAAGCCCGGUUACGAGCCGUGGAGUCUGUACACCCCGCUGCUUGCCCAGCGAGGGAUUCUUCCUUCUCCCGUUGGUGGCCUUUUACAGGCACAAGUGGCGGCGUGGAAGGAUUUCAGAGACUACAGACAAGUGGGGUCGCUCUGUGUCAACGCGAAAGACGUUCCGGAUCAGUACAGACGCAUUGGCUUUGGCAUGUUGCCAUGGCUUAUGCGCUGCAACCCAACGAGAUAUCCCACGUGGUUUCAGCAGGCGGAUCCUCGGUACUUUAUGCAGCCGCGGGUGGCGGGGUGCAGUGGGUGGAACUGUAGGCUCGAGCCGACGAGUCCUCUAAUUCCGUGUCAAGUCUGUGCGCGUGUCAACAGAGCCGCACGAAGCGGCCAUGAGAGGGCAGGCAUCGAGUGA